UAAGAGUCCGCAAUCCUUGUCCUCUGUCUCUCUAUAAAAGUCACCCAUUUUUAUCAUUUGCUGAAGGUCAGCGUCACUCAUUCCUAUAAACCAAAAAAAAAAAAUCAUAAAAUCAAUAAAAAAAACCCACUUCUUUUCUUCAUUUUUCUUCUCCUUCUGAUCUCGCCCUGAAUUUCUCAAACUGAAUACAGCAUUUACUCUGUUUUUUUUUUUCUCUGAAAAAAAAAAAAAAGUAGUAAUUAAGAAUGGAGGGACUGCCCCCCGGUUAUCGUCCUAACGUUGGUGUCUGUCUAAUCAACUCUGAUAAUCAGGUUUUUGUAGCUUCGAGAUUGAAUGUUCCAGGAGCUUGGCAGAUGCCUCAGGGCGGUAUUGAAGAAGGUGAGGAGCCAAGAUCUGCAGCUAUCAGGGAAUUGAAAGAAGAAACUGGAGUAAUGUCUGCUGAAAUUAUUGCUGAGGUUCCUAAUUGGUUGACAUAUGAUUUUCCUCCUACGGUAAAGGCCAAAGUGAAUCGACUCUGGGGAGGUGAAUGGCAUGGGCAGGCACAGAAGUGGUUUCUUAUGAGACUAACAAAAGAUGAGAGUGAGAUCAACUUAGCAAAUAGAGAGGCAGACCCAGAAUUUGCUGAGUGGAAAUGGGCAACCCCUGAAGAAGUUGUUGAGCAGGCAGUGGACUACAAAAGGCCGACAUACGAAGAAGUUAUGAAGACCUUCAGGCCUUACUUCAGUGACAAUAGCAAAGCCGCUAAAUGUAAAUCGACGAAAUGGUGAACGCCAUGGGUGUGUUUUUGUAGGUUUCUUUCCAUGUUUCUUUUUUCUUUUUUGGUUGGUAGUGAUUAUAUUUGGACUCUCUUAAUCCAUCUUUGCUCUCUGUAAAUGGAUAUGAAAUUAGAACUUCCAAAUUUAAAUCACUGUUUCCUUGUAAUAAAAUCUUUGUGCAAUUAUAUAUUGUUUUGUUUGUUGAUUUA
Durio zibethinus is the source of this 964-nucleotide messenger RNA. RefSeq names its product nudix hydrolase 25-like. The record is from RefSeq and is a predicted model, not a curated record. Gene Ontology annotation, biological process: nucleoside phosphate metabolic process; ribose phosphate metabolic process. Gene Ontology annotation, cellular component: chloroplast. NCBI's taxonomy places the organism in Eukaryota, Viridiplantae, Streptophyta, Magnoliopsida, Malvales, Malvaceae. Gene Ontology annotation, molecular function: guanosine-3',5'-bis(diphosphate) 3'-diphosphatase activity; bis(5'-adenosyl)-pentaphosphatase activity.